CGCCCCACUCGGGCUCCUUGACCAUUCUGCUCACGCAUUCAGUCUAGCGUAGCUGUCCCUGUUCAGCAUUCGCAAAACUCAUCAGUCUCGGAGUAGCAACAUCCUAGCACCAGCAGCGAGCAUGUCCCCCAUCCACGACUUUCCCGCCGAGUUCAAGGGCGACCUCAUCACACCCGACCACCCCGACUACCCGAAGGCGAUCUCCCGCUGGGCACUGAACGCGAAGCGCAACGCAGCGAUGGUCGCGUUCGUCAAGGACACAGAGGACAUCUCCCUCGCUAUCAAGUACGCGUGCGCGCACGGCCUAGAGAUCGCGAUCAAGGGCGGCGGACAUAACCCGGCAGGCGCGUCUUCGACCGAGGGAGGUCUCGUCAUCGACCUCCAUCGCUACCUCAAUUAUUCCCGCGUAGACCCAGCGAAGAGGAUUGGCUAUGUCGGCGGCGGUGCGGUAUGGGAAACCGUAGACAAGGCCGCGAUCGAACAUGGCCUUGCGACCGUCGGUGGUACUGUAAACCACACGGGUGUUGCUGGCCUGACGCUUGGUGGGGGCUAUGGCUUCCUCUCCCCGACUCACGGUCUCGCCCUCGACAACGUUCUCGGGGUGAGUCUCCCUCAGCUUCUUGCGCAGACGCACUGUUUGUUCUUGCCUCCACAGGCAACAGUCGUCCUCGCAAACGGCUCGAUCGUCACCGCGAACGAAACCGAAAAUCCCGAUCUCUUCUGGGGCAUCCGAGGCGGCGGGUCCAACUUCGGCGUCGUCGCCGAGUUCGUCUUCCGCCUGCACCCCCAGCGCCGCACCGUCUUCGCCGGCCGCGCCCUCUACCACCGCCGCCAGCUGGAGGCGCUGAUUUCAGCCACAGCGGAGUGGUGGGACAGCCCCGGCGACAGGUCUGCCCAGAUCCAGGCCGCGACAGUCGGCCCGGAUGGGCAGCCUGCGAUGGCCGUGAUCAUGUUCUACAACGGCUCGGAGGCGGAGGGUCGGGCGUUCUAUCACAGGUUCUUCGAUAUCGGACCCGUACUGGACCAGGUAAAGGAGAUCCCGUACGAGGAUGUCAAUUCGCUGCAGAACGCGAGUCUGUACCACGGCCAAGGGGUGUACUUCAAGGGGGCUGCACACCGGAGACCCGACUACGAGACCGUGCUCAGGGCAUUCGAUCGCGCCGCUGCGCUGAACGCCGGACCGGGCCCGAACCCCAGAGUCAUCUUCGAGUACUACCCUCUGCAGCGGAUCACCUCGCACGACAGCGGGGAGACACCCUUCCGCCGCGACUGCAUCCCCUCCGCCCUGGUUGUCGCGCUGUGGGGCGAGGAUACGCAGGAGAACUCGACGCGCGGCCGCGAGAUGGUCUACGAGCUCAUCGGGCUCCUCAAGGACGCGAACCCGCAGCUGUCCGAGGAGGAGAAGGCGGGGUAUAGCAAUUACGACGACGAUGCGGUGUCGAAGGGCGCGGCGGAGAAGGCGAGGCUUGUGUUCGGCAAGCAUUAUGCGCGGUUGCAGGAGGUGAAGAAGAGGUAUGAUCCCGAGAAUGUGUUCCACAAGUGGUUCCCUAUCACUCCCGGUGCGUAGUUACUAGUACAUGUACCAGUGAUCGAUUACCCUGGCUACAAACUCAGCGGGAGUUAAGAGGGACCCGCGGCGUCCUGCCAGUGCAUACUUCAAUUGUUCUCGCCGCCGUGACUUUUGUGUUAUAAGGAUCCUCAUGUUGCAUCGGAGCGGGGGUGCCCCCUACA
This is a messenger RNA of Rhodofomes roseus, 1731 nucleotides long. RefSeq lists its product as uncharacterized. The transcript is spliced from 3 exons. Bases 122 to 1567 code for a protein of 481 amino acids. The record is from RefSeq and is a predicted model, not a curated record. Gene Ontology annotation, molecular function: oxidoreductase activity; FAD binding. Lineage: Eukaryota; Fungi; Basidiomycota; Agaricomycetes; Polyporales; Fomitopsidaceae.